CAGUCCAACGUCAACAAUAUUUUUUAUAGCUUUUUGGUUUUGUCAUAUAUGUAACGUUAUAUAUAAGAAGCAAGUAAGCAUGCUGAAGGCUGUCAUUCUUAUCGGAGGUCCUCAAAAAGGGACCCGGUUUCGCCCUCUUUCUUUUGAGGUGCCCAAACCUCUGUUUCCAGUGGCUGGAGUGCCAAUGCUGCAGCAUCACAUUGAGGCCUGUUCUAAGCUUCCGAAUAUGAAGGAAAUCUUACUCAUUGGCUUUUAUCAGCCAAAUGAAGAACUUAACAGAUUUUUGUCAUGCGCCCAACAAGAUUACAAAAUAUCAAUAAGAUACCUUCAGGAAUAUGCUGCUCUGGGCACUGGAGGAGGAAUCUACCAUUUCAGAGAUCAGAUCCUGUCUGGCGGUCCAGAGGCAUUUUUUGUCAUGAAUGCUGACGUGUGCUCAGAGUUUCCUCUGCCAGAGAUGCUUGACUUCCAGAAGGAGCACGGAGACGCUUACAGUUUCAUCAUCCUCGGCACCACUGCCAACAGAAAACAGUCCCUGAACUACGGCUGCAUUGUUGAGAAUGAAAAAUCGGAUGAGGUCUUGCAUUAUGUAGAGAAGCCCAGCACAUUUGUGAGUGACAUAAUCAACUGUGGAAUAUACCUGUUCACUCCAGAGAUAUUCCAGCACAUCGGAGAAGUUUUCCAGAAGAACCAACAGGACAUGCUGUUAGAAGAGCAGUCCAACGGCUGGCAUCGGGCAGAGGUGAUCCGUCUGGAGCAGGACAUCUUCACUGCACUGGCAGGACAGGGCAAGCUAUAUGUGUACAAAACAGACCGCUUCUGGAGCCAGAUCAAAUCUGCAGGAUCUGCGAUCUAUGCAAGCCGCUUGUAUCUUAACCAGUAUCACAAGACACAUCCAGAGAGGUUAGCUACCAAUACAGAUGGAGGGCCGAAGACCAGAGGAAAUGUUUAUAUACAUCCAACUGCCAACAUUGAUCCAACUGCUGUAUUAGGUCCAAACGUGUCCAUAGGAACAGGAGUAACGAUCGGCGCAGGAGUUCGUGUGAGGGAGUCCAUCAUCCUCCAUGGUGCUACUUUACAGGAUCACAGCUGUGUGUUGAACAGUAUUGUGGGCUGGGGCAGCACUAUUGGCAAAUGGGCCAGAGUAGAAGGGACCCCUAGUGAUCCGAAUCCUAACGACCCGUAUGCCAAAAUUGACAGCGAGACACUCUUCAGAGAUGGAAAAUUAACACCCUCCAUUACAAUUCUAGGCUGCAAUGUAAAUAUCCCAUCUGAGGUCAUCAUACUCAACUCCAUCGUCCUGCCACAUAAAGACCUCAACAGAAGCUUCAAAAACCAGAUCAUACUGUAGUUUCAGUUUACGGCAUUUGCAUACAAAUCUACAAAAAAACAUAUCUUUGAAAUGAAACAUUAAUAAUGGAUGAAUCAUCUGAAGAUUCAGUAUUAUUCAUGUAAAAAUGUC
Molecule: messenger RNA, 1459 nt
Organism: Rhinichthys klamathensis goyatoka
Lineage: Eukaryota; Metazoa; Chordata; Actinopteri; Cypriniformes; Leuciscidae
Gene: gmppaa
Product: GDP-mannose pyrophosphorylase Aa
Exons: 12
Coding region: 80-1348 (422 amino acids)
Biological process (GO): biosynthetic process
Cellular component (GO): cytoplasm
Molecular function (GO): transferase activity
Source: RefSeq, a predicted model, not a curated record